Triticum aestivum (bread wheat) is the source of this 2838-nucleotide messenger RNA. RefSeq lists its product as uncharacterized. The transcript has 2 exons. Gene Ontology annotation, cellular component: membrane. The record is from RefSeq and is a predicted model, not a curated record. Bases 1 to 2838 code for a protein of 945 amino acids. Lineage: Eukaryota; Viridiplantae; Streptophyta; Magnoliopsida; Poales; Poaceae.
AUGGCUCACAUUACCCACAACAACGACUGCGAAGCUGGAGCUGCACCAUCCACCCAGCAGGGCCAGGGCGGAGGGGGCAGUAACAAUGUAGCUACAGACUUAACUCUGUACGAGUUCAAGGAGCAGCUCCUGCUGCUGUCCACUCUGGUCACAGCGGUGACCUACGUCGCCGGGCUGAACCUGCCGGGGGGGUCCUGGGAGCAGGAUGACCCCGGGGGCCACAUCGCCGGUGAUCCGAUCCUACGGGAUCUCCACUACCACCGGUACCUCGCCUUCUACUACUCCAACGCCACCGCAUUCGCCGCGUCCCUUGUGAUCUCCCUCAUCCUCGUCAUCCUGCCAAAGAAGAACCAUGUUUGGACAUCGGUGCUGCGGGUGGUGAUGAUGGUCGAUCUACUUGGCCUCAUGGGCUCCUAUGGUGCCGGGAGCUGCCGGGAUGCGUUCACCACCAUCUUCGCAGUGGUAGCCUUCUCUGUUUUGAUAUUGUGCAUCAUUGGUGUUUUCUUCUCCUACCUCUGGCUGAAUGGUGACAAAGAGGCCCACUCCAACCCCAUCUCCAAUGCCAACUCGAACUCCGAGUCCAUCUCCAUCUCAGAUGCCAACUCGAACUCCGAGUGCAUCACCAUCUCCCAUUACAACUCCAAUUCUAUCUCCGCCCCUGACGCCACCUCCAGUUCCAACUUGAACCCUAUCUCCAACCCCAAAUACAGUUUUAUUUUCCGUGCCAGCAAGCAAGUCCCGACACAAAAUAACGUGUUGAAUUUACUUGUUAACUCCAAGAAGCAAAAGAAGUAUCAGAUCGAUGUGUUAAUGUUACUGGCAACAUUAGCAAUCACCAUCACAUACGUUGCCGGGCUUAGCCCACCUGGUGGAUUCUGGAGCAGCACCCAGGAUGGCCAUCAUUUGAGCGACCCCGUGUUACAAGCCCGACGUCGGUUCCGUGCCUUCUACGUUUGCAACACCACCUCGUUUGUCGUGUCCCUACUCAUCGUCGUGUUUCUCCUGGAGAAGAUGAUGCUCGGAGAGAAGGAGCUGUUCGGGAGAUUGACAUGGUGGUUCGUGAAAAAGAAGCUCAUGCCAAUGCGGCUUGCGGUGCCCUACUGGUUGAUUGCCAUUGCUUUGUUGGGACUCAUGGGGGCCUAUGCUGCUGGGAGUUGCAGAGGUGCUGGCAGUACUGUCUUGGUGCUUGCUAUUCCUGUCUGCGUCUUCCUCCUGCUGGCGCUUGUUUUCCUUCAGGAACAGAAUCUUAUUCUUUCCAUAGUAAGGCGGUGGUUCAAAGCGCGGUUCGGCACCCCUCGAGGUACAUAUGCAGGUACCAACACAUAUCACCAAAUCACUCGCAAUCUUGGUACGCUCCUUGCUGUUUUUGUGGUGACCAUCACUUACCAAGCUGGACUAGAUCCACCGGGGGGCCUCUGGCAAGAGGAUGGGGAUGGACAUAAAAUUGGCCAUCCGGUGCUGCAAACCACACAUCCUACUCGGUACAUAGUGUUCUUCUAUGGCAACUCCACAGCUUUUGUAACAUCCAUGCUCAUCAUCUUGAUGUUCCACAGCAAGUAUUUGCUCACGCGGCCCAUAGUGGAAGCAACCAUGGGACUAGACCUACUGUGCCUCAUAACGGCUUAUGGCGCUGGUAGCACUAGGGAUGUAAACACAUCCAUCUACAUCAUCACCUUGGAAGGUCUUCUUCUAGUCUACGUCAUCGUCCAUAUGUCCGUUAAAGACUCUGGUCCAGAGCCGGAAGGUUAUGCUGCAGUAAAGGAUCUAGAAGACAAGCGCAAGAUGUUGCUGUUGAUUGCUAUAUUGGUCACAACCCUCACAUACCAAGCUGGUCUCACUCCGCCAGGUGGCUUUUGGUUAGCAGAUGACCAAGCACUCGGUCGCCAUGUGGGUUUCCCAGUUCUCCUCGACAAUUACCCUCGCCGUUACAACAUAUUCUUUUAUAGCAACACAGCAAGCUUCAUGUCGUCAAUAACCCUCCUCCUUUUUCUCAUCAGUCCCAAACUUUAUAGGCUAGGUAUAGAUUGUUAUGUGCUCUAUGUGUGCAUGCUGGUGGGCAUGUUUGGCCUCAUGGGCGCUUAUGCUGCUGGAAGCUCCAGGCAUCUGAAAACCUCCAUUUUUGUGUUAACCUUGGUUGUGCCGGUGUUGGCAAUCAUAACCUUGCUGAUAGCCCUUUUUUGGUUCUUCUCGAAACAAAGUCAUGGCAGCAGCGACAACAUCACCUCCAUCAGAAACAACGACAACAGUAAUACAACAACCACAGCCACAAUCACAACCACCAUCACCGCCACCACCACCACCACCACCACCAUAGCUACCAACAACAACGACGACGACGACGACGACAAAGAGAAAUAUACAAUUGAAUACUUCAUGUUGCUAGGUAUCCUGGGUGCAAGUAUGACAUACCAGACUGGCCUAAAACCACCAGGCGGCUUGUGGCAGGACAACUCCGAAGGACACUCAGCUGGCAACCCCAUCCUCCACGACAUCAACGAGCACCGGUACAAUGCUUUCUUCUACAGCAACUCCACUUCCUUCAUGGCCUCAAUCGUAGUCGUCAUCAUGCUGCUGCCAUUGACCAUCAAAAAGUAUCAUGAUCUCCAUCUGCCAUUCUGGCCGAUGCACACAGCCAUUUUAUUGGACAUGCUUAGCCUCUUAGUGGCCUACACUGCAGGCAGUACUAGGAAAUGGGAAACCUCCAGAAACGUCAUGUUCCUCAUCAUUCCUGUGUUUCUCUACAUUGCGGUCUACGUAGCAGCGUCGGUCUUCUACCACAGGAAAGACCAUGUAUUGAUAAGGUCAAACGCAAUAGUAGCCCGCUUAGUGACAGAAUGA